UAUCUAGCGAUCCGUUAUCUGUAUUAUGUUAUUUCGUCUUUGGCAACAUGAGCGCGAAUGUUUUUUGAAACCUGCCCGGCAACGGACAACUCUUACGUAAUCAGUUGUCCGUUGCCUGGCAACGGACAACUCUUACGUAAUCAGUUGUCCGUUGCAUGGCAACGGACAACUGUUGACGUGCCCGGUACAAAUUUGGCAGCCGGUACAAAUUUGGCAUGACAGCACCGCGACCGUGGCCACGGCACUCCCGCCGUGCCCUGUGAACGAAUGAAAAAAUGGCCUGGGAACCGUGGGCACCGCGGCCCGGGAACCGCGUGCACCGUGAGCGCGGCCACGGCACUCCAGCUUCUCCCGCCGUGCCCCGUCAAUAGGGACUUUAAGCAGCGACGGUAGAGGGACGGCUAAGGCGUCCGCGAACAUUCCAACGAGUUGCCGUAGUUGUGGUAAUCCACUAUCACUAAGCAACAUUGUAACUGUCAACGGCUACUUCUUGCAGACAUCUUUCUGUAUUUCGUAUUCUGUAUUCGUCCACCUGAUCCGACGUUAAAGGUUUUUUUAAACUAAAAGUAUCUAAAAGUAUUGUAUUAGGUCAUUAUGUCUCUUAAAAUGGCCCGAGAGCAUUUGAUAUUUGCGUUGGAUGACAACUUAAUUACGGACGAGGAGUUUGUAUUACUCUACGAAGAGAACCGGUCCAGCAAUUUAGACUUGCCAUACAACGAUUAUAGACCCUUUAAUCUGGUCAAAAUGAAGGACGAUGAAUGCCUUGCGGAGUUCCGGGUAAGAAAAGCAGACAUACCACUGCUGGUGGAGGCUCUCGGCAUACCCACCGAGUUCGUCUGCGAGCAGAGAAGUGUGGUGGAUGGCACAGAGGCGCUGUGCAUGUUACUGAAGAGGUUGGCAUACCCAUGCCGUUACAGCGACAUGAUGCAGCGAUUUGGGCAGCGACCAGUACCAGUCUUGUGUAUGGCAACGAAUUGCGUGCUGGAUUUCUUAUAUGAUAUUCACCAUCACAGAAUUACUGAGUGGAACAACAGUAUUUUGAAUCCAGUUGCUUUGCAAACAUAUGCGGACUGCAUCCAGCAGAUGGGCGCACCACUGGACAAUUGUUUUGGCUUUAUUGACGGCACAGUACGACCUAUCGCCAGACCGGGAUUAAACCAACGGGUGUUGUACAAUGGCCACAAAAGGGUACACAUCCUAAAAUUCCAGGCAGUUGCCAUCCCAAAUGGCCUAAUCGCCAAUCUGCAUGGUCGAGUAGAGGGAAGGAAACAUGAUUCUGGCCUUUUAGCAGACUCUGGUUUGCUACCUGUGCUGGAAGAGCAUGCAGUGUCCCCUGCGGGACAUCCAAUGUGCCUAUAUGGAGAUCCGGCAUAUCCACUGCGUGUCCACCUCCAGGCCCCAUUUAGAAAUGUCAAUCUCACUCCCCAGAUGAUGGCAUUCAACAAAGGCAUGAGUGAAGUGAGAGUGUCUGUAGAGUGGAUGUUUGGAGACAUCGCAAACUAUUUUAAGUUCAUGGACUUUAAGAAAAUUUUAAAAAUUGGGUUGAGUAGUGUAGGUAAACUGUACAUUGUAUCUGCUUUGUUACGAAAUGCACUCACUUGCCUGUAUGGUAAUCAAACAUCACAUUUUUUAAAAUUGGAUCCUCCACACAUUCGGGACUAUUUUGCAUGA
Messenger RNA from Gadus chalcogrammus (walleye pollock), 1671 nucleotides. RefSeq lists its product as uncharacterized. The record is from RefSeq and is a predicted model, not a curated record. Bases 595 to 1671 code for a protein of 358 amino acids. NCBI's taxonomy places the organism in Eukaryota, Metazoa, Chordata, Actinopteri, Gadiformes, Gadidae. The transcript has 2 exons.